CCGCUCAUCUCGCCUGUUUCUGUAAGCUGCUCAUCCGCGUGCUUAAUCUCUCGGACUGUAGCAAAACAUCUUGGCAGGCGGACCACUAGACUGGACAGUUACGGCAUGCGGGUGACGCCCAUCCCUUCCGGGCCGUGCCUGCCAUCCCGAAACCUUGCGUGCACACCUCCGGCGCUGGGCUCACUUCAGAUCUGCCCUCCGUCGUAUGUCCAAUGCGCGGCCUGGCUCAAGUCACGCGCUCUGGAACGCAGGGCGACAGGGAACAAGCGAGAACAAGCGGAACAGCGAUGGGGUGCAGUCAUCUCCUGUCGUGAACAGGGAGGUCAUUAGUGGGGUCCUCCGGAUGACCCGGCCUCGACCUCGACGUUGUAGCAAAGUCGUGAAGAUCUGACUGUUCUCAUCUUCAACUUCAUUUCGAACAUGUGGCGACCACUGCUGCUUGCUCUGUGCGCGGUGCAGGGCGCGCUCGCGCUCGCUGGAACGAAUGUGUGCAAUGACCGGAUUUGCAUCACGGCGACGCGCGCCGACAACGUCGACACUUACACGAUCCAUACGCACCCAGACAGGCCAAUCGAUCCGGAGAAGUUUGGGUGGAUGGCCAUCGGCUGGGGCCUCGUUAUGCCGAAGAGCCCGCUGGUGAUCAUGUGGCCGAAUGAAGACGGCACUUUCACUCUCAGCCAACGCAAGGCGCCGCGACACGUCAUGCCAUCCCUUGAUCCCAAUCCUCCACGGCCCGCAACUCUCAACCCUGGCAGAACCUGGUCUAACACAACCGGAACGAGUUUGAGCUUUGACAUGCCCUCAGAUGGGGCCAACAACACGAUUGUGAUCUGGGCAUUGUCUAACACGCGCCCCGACAGCACGCACCCGACCGCCGGCCUGAUUCAGCACACAUGGCACGGAGGCGAGCUCAUCAAUUUCGAGGCCGAGUACAGCGAUGUGCCCGGCCCCACGACGAUUGGGUAUGGCUCCUCCAAGGCGACCAAUAACGCUACCGGCGGACCAAGUCUAGCGCUCAUCGCCCACGUAACGUGUGGCGUGCUUGUCACCAUGCUUGUGUUGCCAGGUGGUGUCGUCGUUCCUCGUAUUACGCGCGGCAUCACCACAACGAAAUCUUGGUUCUACUUCCACAUCUUGAACCAGGGUUUCUUCGCCCUUGCGCUCGUCUGCGUCAACUUUGGCCUGGGUCUAACGUUUGGCGGUGAGAUUGACUCGGCGCACCGCAAGACUGGCACCGCACUCUUUGUGCUGGUCGUUCUCCAGGUCAUUAUCGGCGCCUUCUCGCACUUUUACAAGCCGGGCCACCGCAUGCGCCAGUACACAUUCGAGACCAAGCGUGGCCGCGGGCCAAGCAACUUCUUUCAUGUGCUCUUCGGGAUCGUCACCGUCUCGGUCGGCUGGUCAGCCUGCUGGUCCGGCUUCACGGUCGAGUGGGUGCGUCGCGGUCACGGAGUGCCGGCCUACGGCUUCCGUGUGGGGUGGGGAAUGAUCGUGAUGAUGUGGAUCAUCCUCUACAUCUUGGGGCUUAUCUUCUUCUUGCCGCGGCAGCUCAAGAUCGAGAGCGCGCAGCGUGCCACCGACUUGGCCGAGCAGAAGAAGUACUUCCCCUCCGAGUUUGACCUCAAGGUUCGCAACCAAGCGCUCACACCGUCUCCUCCUAUGCCUCUGCGCGAGGCCACACCGUCCACCACUCGUUUGCAUGGGCCGCAGUCUCCGACAAUCUCAGCUGAGUUUGGGUCGCCCGAGGGUUCGCCGAGCCUGCGCACGAGCUUCAGCUCUAGCCGCCUCCCCCGCCCGCCCAGAAUGCAGUAUUCCGCCCGCAGGCCGUCAGAUCCCUUUGCGGACCGCAGCUCUGUCAAGGGCGGCCACUUCUAAAAGGCCAGGCGCCAUUGGAGACAGCACAGAGAUCCGGAGCACGGCUGGCGACAGCGUCGCCAGCUGCCAACACGCG
Molecule: messenger RNA, 1951 nt
Organism: Cutaneotrichosporon oleaginosum
Lineage: Eukaryota; Fungi; Basidiomycota; Tremellomycetes; Trichosporonales; Trichosporonaceae
Source: RefSeq, a predicted model, not a curated record